Molecule: messenger RNA, 1826 nt
Organism: Homalodisca vitripennis (glassy-winged sharpshooter)
Lineage: Eukaryota; Metazoa; Arthropoda; Insecta; Hemiptera; Cicadellidae
Exons: 2
Coding region: 112-1362 (416 amino acids)
Source: RefSeq, a predicted model, not a curated record
UUGGAAAGCUAUCUGUGGUUAGUUGUUCGUAUUCAUGCUCGUGUUGUACUUCCUAGGGGAAGUACGGCAAUUUAUUUUAUACUUUCCUGGAUUCCCCAAGAGAGCAGAACCAUGAAAGAAGAUUUACCUGCUUGGCUUGAUGAACACUUUUUAUACUUGGUGCUGCAAGGAAAAGAGUUGUACAAUGGAACGAUAUCCAUUAUCAACUAUUCAGUACAGCCUGCUGUGGCUCCGGGAAACAACUUUGCCAGCAACCUCUACAGAGUUAACCUAUAUUACAGUGACGAGAGUUUAAAAAACAUGUACCUGUCUCUAAUCGUAAAGGUUCCAAGUACUAAAGGAUUUUUGGGUGAGUACUUGGAAGUCAUGGAUCUUUUCGGAAAGGAGCGUAAAAUGUACGACACCAUCCUGCCAAUGUUUAAGGAGACUUUACGGAAAGAAUUGGGUCCAAUAUCCCUGCACUGUCCAUUAAGAAAGGGGCUAGUUUUGAUGGACCUAACAGAAGAAGGCUACAAAAUGUGCAAUAAGUGGAAAAGGCUUGACUUCCCCCACUGUAAGCUGGUUAUAAAGGCCAUCGCCAAAUACCACGCUGCUUCAGUUCUUUGCUACCACAAUGACCCGAAGCUGGUAGAGUCAGUUAGUAAAGAAGUAGUAUAUCCUGAUGGAGGUCCUUAUGAAAAGGAACUCAAAGUGUGGGUCGAAACCUCAGUGGAAAAUAUCGCAAGGAAAUUGAGCAAGAUUAAAGAUUGCAAACUAUAUGCAGAUUAUAUUCUGGGUAAGUUAGACAAAAUUUGGAAGUCUGCAAAAGGUAUGUGUAAAAGAAAAGCAACAGGUUUGAAUGUUCUAAAUCAUGGAGAUUUGUGGGCCAAUAAUGUAUUAUUUAAAUAUAACAGUUUUAAUGAAGUGGAAGAUGUGAAAUUUAUAGACUUUCCCAUUGCAAGGUUCACAUCUCCUGUACUUGACCUGAUGUAUUUCUUAUGGAUGAGUGCCAGUGAACGUGUCCUGAGCGACCGGCAAGAGGAGCUGUACAACAUUUACCUACUGAACUUGAACUACCAUCUGCAACAGUUAGGCUGUGUAGAGAGGAUGUCCAGAGAAGAGUUACUCCAUGAUCUUCACUCACUUUCUGACUGGGCACUUCUCACAAUCUGUCUAUUCAUACCGAAUGUCAUGUCUGAGCCAGAAGAUUUCAGCAUAGAAGACUUCAGCAUGGAGGAUGUCGAGAAUGGAAAGACCAGUGAGUGCUUUCAAAAACUACUAAACGGAAAGAGUUUCACAGAGUUGCUCCCAUUGCUAGUGAAGUUAUUCAUGGAUUGGAAACAAAGUAUUAGACAGUUUUCCAACGUAUUUUCACGUGUUUAAUUCCAAGAAAGUAAUGUGUAGAAAAGGUUAGAUAAUGGUAAUAAAACAACAAAUUUCUUUAAAUUAGGCAAAAAUUAGGCUUAUAAAACAUUACAUGUUCCACCUAUAAACUAAUGACGUAUCUAGUCAACUAUGUUAGAAUAAGAAAUCGUAUAUUUAACUUAGGCUAUUGAAUUAUACGAGCUGGACAAUAACGUGUCGAAAUUAUCGCUUAUUUUGCUAAAUUAGACCAAAAAUGGUUUAUUUUUGUAAUAUUAGAUUUUUCGAAAGAAAUCAUUAAAUUGUCUUUAAAUAUUACUUUUAUAUUUUGGCAAAUAGGGUAAAAAUUACCGAUAAAAAAAUUCUCUAAUAUUGUAUAAGUUUUGAUUAACUUUCUAUUUAAGUUUCUACUGGUGUAUUCACAUCGGUUUAAAAAUUAAAAAAGUUUAAAUUGGGAAAUAAAAUAACUGAAGAAUAAUAUCUUA